AUGCCUCCACUGGUAUAUUCCUCUGACAUUUUCUGUACUCAUCCAUCUUUUUUGCAACCCCGUUGGAAAAAGGGGCUCGAUCACAGAUUUGGGCGGCCGUGGGCCCUGACGCUAACAAUGGACAAAACAACGGGCCAACUGCCACAGCUGAAUCAAGUUCGACGCUUAGCAAGGAUUGUAAUCUUCAAGAGGAUAUUUUCGAUGUAUCCUACCUGUGCGUGA
Molecule: messenger RNA, 222 nt
Organism: Colletotrichum orchidophilum
Lineage: Eukaryota; Fungi; Ascomycota; Sordariomycetes; Glomerellales; Glomerellaceae
Exons: 1
Coding region: 1-222 (73 amino acids)
Source: RefSeq, a predicted model, not a curated record